This is a messenger RNA of Gavia stellata (red-throated loon), 738 nucleotides long. It is a transcript of the gene PDYN, whose product is annotated as prodynorphin. The record is from RefSeq and is a predicted model, not a curated record. Gene Ontology annotation, biological process: chemical synaptic transmission; sensory perception; neuropeptide signaling pathway. Lineage: Eukaryota; Metazoa; Chordata; Aves; Gaviiformes; Gaviidae. Gene Ontology annotation, molecular function: opioid receptor binding. The transcript has 2 exons. Gene Ontology annotation, cellular component: neuronal cell body; plasma membrane; axon terminus. Bases 40 to 738 code for a protein of 232 amino acids.
UGCUGUCUCGCCCUCCCCAGGCAGCGGCUGCAGGGUGAGAUGGCGCGGCGGGCGCUGGUGCUGGUGCUCUGCCUCUCCCUGGCUGCGGCGGCAUCCGCCGACUGCGCGACCCAGUGCUCCCUCUGCGCAGCCCAGACCCAUGGCACCGAGAGCAGCAUCCGGCCCCUGAUGUGUCUGCAGGAGUGCCAGGGCUUGUCGCCACCCGGCUCCGAGUGGGAGACGUGCAGGAAGGCGCUGGCGCUCCUGGCCCCGCUGGUGGCCCUGGCCGAAGGGACAGACCCGUCCCCACGGGAGGCGGAGGACGAGGCAGAGCCGGAGCAGGAGCUGGGUCCCGGGGAGCUGCCGCCGGUGCCAGCCAAGCGCUAUGGGGGCUUCAUGAAGAAGAUGGCCAAGGGGAAGCUGCUCUCCCUGCUGCGCGAGAACGCCCACAGCAAGGGCAGCCUCAGCAAGAAGUUCGGGGGCUUCGGCCGCAAGCCGUGGGAGCGGGCAGCCCCCGAGGACUACCUGGGGCUGGGGCCGGCGGGUGACGGGGGCGAGGAGCCAACGGGUGCCGGAGCCGAGGGGCAGGAGCUGGCAGAGCUGCACAAGCGUUACGGCGGCUUCAUGCGCCGGAUCCGGCCCAAGCUCAAGUGGGACAAUCAGAAGCGCUACGGGGGCUUCCUGCGGCGGCAGUUCAAGGUGACCACGCGGUCAGACGAGGACCCCAGCGCCUACUCAGGGGAGGUCUUGGACCUAUAG